UAUCGCAGGGCUUUUAGCUUUUCAUUCCAUUCAUAGUCGGCCAUCAAUUCCAAAUUACCAACAAGAAGUUACCAGAAUCAUGCAGGCGAUUCCCAAAGGGAAACCAAAUUGCUUCAUGGAGAGCAGAGAAGGAAAGAACGCAAGAAGUGGGUUUGUUCCGCCUGAUAUUUGCCGCGUUCGCACCGCCGAAGAGGCGAAUAAGAAGGGAUUGCCUUUGUUAGAGAAGCUGGGAGAUAGUAGAAUUGAGUUGGGAAGCUAUUCCCCCGCAUUCUAUGGUGGAGGUUUAACGACGACUCAUCGGAAUAAUCAUCCGGCACCGAGCUGAAGUUAAACACAAGUUUGCAUGAGAUCGUGUACUUAAAGGUCAGUGAGCUGGGCACAGUAAAAAGAACAAGGGUUUCACGCUUCAUUUUCUCCGUUCUAAUUUGGGUUUCUUUGUGGAAUUAUGUUAAGUGAUCUGGAAUGAAAUGAAGCCCUUAAUGUCAAGUUCCCUUAUUACACUUUAAUGGUCAUUUUUAGUAGGCUAACUACUCUGGUAGACUGUCUCUAAUUUUCUACCCAUAUUCUUUUUGGCUUUUAGUCGUCCUUUUCUAAUUACUACUCGCUUCAUGACUAAUGUAAACUGAUUUGGAAGCUUCAUCACCAAAAUAAAGCCCACAAAACUUGAAAAGAAAUGGUAAAAAAAUUCAAAAGUAAACAUAAACGGAGUGAUUAGUGAAGGUUCUUUUUUUUUUUUUUUUUUGCUUUUGUGGGGGCAGAAUAUCCCUUUGCUCAAAUAUCGUUGACUUUCUUGAUGCAUUGUUCUGCAUUUAAAUUUAGAUAGGUAGAUGGCUUUAUAAAGUGGAAGUGCUCCCACUCAAGUUGAUGGGUUUAUCUGUGUUUAUGUCUUUCCCAGCACCAAUUCAGUAACAGUGGCCUUCUCUUGGCGAAACUGAAAUAUGCAUCGAUCUUGCAGCAAGCCAGCGUAGCAAAUUGUAAGUUAAAUCUUUAAAUGUUUAAUCCAAAUAGGCCGUUAACAGUAUGAAGUGCGUGCCUUCUGCUUAAAGAAUGUUCCAGUAAUUGUAUGAGAAUUGAGAAGUGAUUAUGUCCAUCUCCAUUCUUAUAUCCAAAAAAGUGUUUACUGCUGCCAAAAUGUUUAACAAGUAACUGGGUUUUGGGUGUAUACUUUCUUAACAGUUGUGUAUUUCAUCUAGCCAUUCAGUAUGGGAAGUUAGAGUUUUGAUCAUACCUUCUGUGUCGUUAAUUUCAUUAUAAGGUUUCUAAUUCUAACUUCUAGUAAUUGACACCAGUUCUUUCCUGUGAAUAAUCAGUUGCUGACCACUUUCUUGCUCCACUAGGAAUCAGGACGAGUGGAUCCAUGAUUAGAUGGAUUCGUUUAUCUGUUAUGAUCACCAUUCUAUCAUCAGAGGUCAUCCAGGAAGCUUCUGUUGUGCUUAUCAGCUUGUGAAACAGUAGAGUAUCUAUUCACUUCAGUGCACACUGAGAGAAGGCUGAUGCGUAUUCAAACUAAGGUUGAUGAAAAUGUCCCUGUCUCCAUGGCUCGCAUUAUGUUGUACUCGUGCCUGUCAGUUCCCUGAUGAAUCAAGUUCUAUUUUGGUCGCAAUUGAAUGGCUGGAAUUUAUAGUCUUGUCUCCCUGCUACCAGCGCGUCCUGCUUUCAGCCAUCGAUUUUAUCUUCUUAUUCACCAUUCUAAUCUCUUCCAUCAAACGUCUCUGCCUAAGGUUCAGUUCCAAUAGCAAUUACAAUUCUUCCACCAAUAAACCUCUUCUUGAAGAGGAAAGGUCUUAUGUCAAACUCACCCUUUGGUUCAAACUAUCUCUAUUUGCUGUGCUUCUGUUGGCUAUAUGCAGCACAACGUCUCUUUGCCUCUUGGCUAUCAGACAAAGUUCCAGCUCAUCAUGGAAGAUCACAGAGCCUGUGUUUAGAACCACCCAAGUAGUAACCUAUAUGGUAGUUCUAAUUCUGAUUGGACAUGAGAAGAAAGUUGGAGCAGUUACUCAUCCUUUGUCCUUGAGAAUUUAUUGGAUUGCCAAUUGCAUUAUCAUGAGCCUAUGUUCUCUGUCAGCCAUUAUCCGAUUCUUUUCUUUCAACCAAGGAAUUGAUCCUGACCUUAAGAUGGAUGAUAUGUUCUCUUUGGCCAGCUUUCCUUUGUAUAUUUUCCUAUGUGUAGUUGCUUUCCGGAGGUCUUCUGGUAUAAUCCUGAUUAGGGAGCGGGUUAAAAAUUCUAAAAAAUUGGAGUCCAAUAUCAGUGACUUUGCUUCAGCUUCUUGGUUUUCUAAAGUUGUGUGGCUUUGGAUGAAUCCGAUAUUGACUAAAGGACAUAAAAAUCCUCUGAAGUUGGAUGAUGUACCAACCCUUCCUCUUGAUCACCGAGCUGAAAGAAUGUCAGAACUCUUCGAAACUUAUUGGCCUCAACCACAGGAGGAUUUGAAGCAUCUAGUGGGAGUCACAUUACUCAAGUGCUUCUGGAAGGAACUUGUUUUCACCGGCUUCCUAGCAGUGGUUAAGUCAAUAGCAUUGUAUAUUGGUCCUGUCCUCAUUCAAGGUUUCGUUGAUGUGACAGCUGGACAGGGAAGCUCAGCAUACGAAGGAUACUAUCUGCUUUGUAUUCUCCUGAUUUCGAAAACAAUUGAAGUCCUUAGUACCCACCAUUUCGAUUUUCAUUCUGGAAAACAUGGGAUGUUAAUAAGAUCAAGCCUCAUGACUACUGUGUUCAAGAAAGGUCUUCGAUUAUCAUGUUCCUCUAGGCAAGCUAAUGGGGUUGGAAAGAUUGUGAACCACAUGGCUGUAGACGCUGACCAGGUGGCUGAAAUGAUGUCAAACGUGCAUGACAUAUGGUUAAUGCCAUUACAUAUUGCUCUUGCUUUAGUCCUGGUCUAUGCUUACAUGGGAGUCUCCACAUUUGCAGCAUUAGUUGCAGUUGUUGCAGCUUUAACUUAUUCUGUGAUGAGUACCCAUAAGACUAACAGUUACAUGAACAGUGUGAUGGAAGCCCGUGAUGCCAGGAUGCGAGCGACAAAUGAGAUGCUUAACAAUAUGCGUGCAAUCAAGUUCCAAGGUUGGGAAGAGCAUUUUAGCAAGAAAGUCCAAUCUUCUAGGGACCAAGAGUGUAGUUGGCUUAUCAGGUUCAUGAACACUUCAUCGGUUACCCUGGCUGUGAUAUUUAAUGCUCCUUAUGUGAUAUCAGCUCUCACUUUAUCAGCUGCAAUAUUGUUAGGCCUCACCCUUGAUGCAGGGACGGUAUUCACAUUAAUAACACUGUUAGGAGUAUUAGAAGAGCCGAUUCGCACCUUUCCAGAUGCGUUAAUCUCCUUCUCCCAGGCAAUAAUUUCUCUUGAAAGGUUAGACCUUUACCUGACUAGUUCAGACUUGGAUGGAUCAGUGGAAAGAGAAGAAGAAUGCAGUGAUAAUUCUAGUGUGAAGGUUCAACAGGGUAAUUUUUCUUGGGAUGAUAAUGGUGAUGAGAAAAUAUUGAUUGAUAUAAAUUUGGGAAUCCAAAAAGGGGAGCUUGUAGCAAUUGUUGGGACUGUAGGAUCGGGAAAGUCUUCCUUAUUGGCUUCAAUUCUUGGUGAAAUGCACAAAAUCACAGGGACGGUCUUGGUCAGUGGCACUACUGGGUAUGUGGCACAAACUCCAUGGAUCCAGCAUUGUACAAUUGAAGAAAACAUAUUGUUUGGUUUGCCAAUGGAUAGAGAAAGAUAUCAGGAAGUGUUGAGAGUUUGUUGCUUAGAGAAGGACUUGGAAAUGAUGGAGUUUGGCGACAAGACUGAAAUUGGUGAGCGAGGAAUCAAUCUCAGUGGUGGUCAGAAGCAACGGAUACAGUUGGCUAGAGCUGUGUAUCAAGAUUGUGAUAUCUAUUUUCUUGAUGAUAUAUUUAGCGCUGUUGAUGCUCAAACUGGAUCCGAAAUCUUCAAGGAAUGUGUGAGGGGAAUCCUUAAAGACAAAACUAUUUUACUAGUAACCCACCAAGUGGACUUCUUACAAUAUGCAGAUCUCAUAAUGCUGAUGCGAGAUGGGAUGAUUGUACAAUCUGGGAAGUACGAAAACCUUCUGAAAUCUGGCAUGGAUUUUGGAGCUCUUGUAGCUGCUCAUGAAAACUCCAUGAUGUCAGUAAAUAUGAACAACUCCACAACCGGAGAGUAUACUCAACAAACACAGCAGAGUUCUGAAAAUUCUUUGAUCCAAGGAAAACCAAACGGGGAUAGCAUUCAUUCGGAUCCUGAAGAUGGAUAUUCUGAAUUCUCUUCUGAAGAUGACUACUCAAAGCUCAUUGAAGAAGAAGAAAAAGAAACUGGUCAUAUUACCUGGGGACUGUAUACGCAGUACUGCACCAAAGCAUAUGGAUGGUGGGGAGUAGUUAUCAUGGUACUAGUUACUCUUAUGUGGCAGUCAUCUCUAACGGGCAGCGACUAUUGGCUGGCAUAUGAAACCUCUCCUGGUCGUUCUUUUACCCCUUUGAUAUUUAUUAGUCUAUAUUGGGUCAUUAUAGGGGUUUCUUGUCUAUGUAUUCUGGCUAGGGCAUACUUUGUUUCACAUUUAGGUCUUGCAAUUGCACAACGUUUCUUCAACGAAAUGCUCCAAAGCAUUUUGCACGCCCCAAUGUCUUUCUUUGAUACCACUCCUUCCGGAAGAAUCUUAACUCGAGCAUCACAUGAUCAAGAAAAUGUUGAUGUCUACAUUCCGUUGUUCUUUGGCUUCACAGUUAUGAUGUACUUUACCCUGUUCAGUGUUGUCCUCGUUACUUGUGUCUUCUCUUGGCCAACUGUAUUCCUCUUGAUUCCACUGUUUUGGCUAAAUAUCUGGUACAAGGGUUACUACCUUGCAUCAUCUCGCGAACUGACUCGGUUGGAUUCUGUUACAGAAGCACCAAUUAUCCAUAAUUUCUCAGAAACAAUAUCUGGUGCGAUGACAAUUCGUUGCUUUAGGAAACAGGGAAUGUUUUGUCAGGGAAAUAUUGACAGGGUAAAUGCAAAUUUGAGAAUGGAUUUCCAUAACAUUGGGGCUGCUGGAUGGAUGGGCUUCCGGUUGGAAUUGCUUGGAAGUUUGAUAUUUUGCAUUGCAACAUUGUUCGUGAUCAUUUCACCAAGUGCUAUAAUAAAACCAGAACUUGUUGGCAUGUUUCUUUCCUAUGGGCUUCCCCUCAAUUCAGUUCUGUUUUGGACCACCUACAUGGCUUGUUUUCUUGAGAAUCGGAUGGUUUCUGUCGAGAGAAUAAAGCAGUUCACUGAUACUCCAUCAGAAGCACCAUGGUGGAUCAUGAAUUUCAUUCCGGACCCUAAUUGGCCCAGCCAUGGCAACAUAGAGCUGGAGGACUUGCAGGUUAGGUACAGACCGAAUACACCCCUGGUUCUGAAAGGAAUAACCCUCACAAUUCUUGGAGGUGAAAAGGUUGGCAUUGUGGGGCGCACAGGAAGUGGGAAGUCAACUCUCAUUCAAGCGUUCUUCAGGCUUGUCGAGCCUUCAGAUGGGACAAUAACCAUUGAUGGCAUUGACAUCACCAAGCUAGGCCUCCAUGAUCUCAGGUCCCGUUUGGGAAUCAUUCCACAAGAACCUGUCCUCUUUGAAGGGACAGUGAGAAGCAACCUCGAUCCAAUUGGAUUGUAUUCGGAUGAAGAGAUAUGGCAGAGCCUCUACCGUUGUCAGCUUAAAGAUGUGGUGACUGCUAAGCCUGAAAAACUCGACGCUUUAGUGGCUAAUGGUGGAGACAACUGGAGCGUCGGACAAAGGCAACUUCUUUGCUUGGGUCGACUUCUGCUGAAGCACCAUUGUAAGGUCAUAUUCAUGGACGAAGCCACGGCUUCAGUUGAUUCCCAGACCGAUGCUGUGAUUCAGAGGAUCAUUAGGGAGGAUUUUACAGCCUGCACUAUCAUUAGCAUUGCUCACAGGAUACCGACAGUCAUGGACUGCAACCGGGUGUUGGUUAUGGAUGAUGGGCUGGCAGUGGAAUAUGAUGAACCAGCUGCAUUGCUUGAAAGACCGUCGCUGUUUAAGGCACUGGUCCAGGAGUAUACAAGGCGGUCGACAGGGUUUUGAUUGGUAAUUAACUCUAGUUAUAUAGGUAGGUUCAACGGCUACCUAUCCUUAGAGAAUUCAGUUCCACAAACCCCGUUGUUACUCCAUGGAAGGGAUGUAGGUAGAUAGAUCCAUCAACGCCUUUGUUUUGUUGACUCCAUUUGAGAAGAAAUUUUUGUCCAUGUUUGUUAAGAACCUUUAAUGUUUGUUCUAACUUUUGCCUUCACAUGUUUGAUUUCAGUCAUAGUAUGUCUAAAGUAAUUGCAGAUAGAACAACCUAUUAUGGUCUACUAAACUACAUGCAUUUAU
This is a messenger RNA of Linum trigynum, 6321 nucleotides long. NCBI's taxonomy places the organism in Eukaryota, Viridiplantae, Streptophyta, Magnoliopsida, Malpighiales, Linaceae. The record is from the annotation of a GenBank genome assembly.